GGUUAGUUUUAGUACCUGUAUUUUAUUUUUGAUGCAACGUUUGCCUGCUGUUAUUACAGUGCUACUUUGAUAAUUUUGGGCUAUUAUAUGCUUUUACAACCGUAUUUUAGUUUCUGAAUCCUUUAAUUCACUGCUUGGUUUUGAAAAAGCAGUAAAUGGAGAGUGAGGACGCUCCAGCCCAGCGGCCAGUCACUUUGGACAUCACAGUAGAGGAUGUCACCCAGGAGGCUCCAUCCCCACAUCCUCCAGAGUCAGCUCGCAGUCCUACUCCUGCCAGAGAUAAUAUCCUGCUACAGGGAGAGAGCAUCGACCUGGGGGGAGACUUUGCAACACCCCAGGGAGACAGCAGUGCUUCACCGUCAGAAAGUCUGAUGGACAAGCUCAAUGACCAAAUGAUGGAGAGUGUCAUUAUCUCAGAUUCAGCCAAUAACAGUGAGGAGGAGGAUGUUGCGCCCAUUGACUCAUUCCUCGAAUGUGGCGCUGAUGAAGGAAAUGAAAGAUAUACAUCAUGUGACACUGAGGAACAGACUGACUGCAUACAGGUUAUGACCGAGACUGACAAUUCAAAUGUGGAGCAUAAAGAAGAUUCUGAGAAAAAAGAGGAGCUAAAACCAAGAGAGCGUUCAAAUUCAUCUCACACUGACACACAGUGUCCACCAAGUUUUGAAAGUCAGCAACCAGUUUUGGAAAGUCGGACAAAUAUCAAAGAUGAGCCUGUCCCAGUUUGCACUAUAUUUAGUCAGAGUAAGCAGUCAAAUUCCCUGAUACCUGAUGGCUUCCAGCCCAUCCUCAUCAAGUCCCCCAGCUUUAGUAUGGGGAGUGGUGGGGGAGGUGAUGAAGCGGUAACCCCCAGCAAGUUGAACAUUCCACUCGUAUGCCAGCCUAGCCCUAGUCUCAGCAAAUUCUUCAGUGACAAUGGGCAGGCCAAUCCCGCCUCUGAUUUUUUCGAUUCCUUCAUGGCCCCAUCAUCCUUCAUCUCUGUCUCUAACCCCAAUGCAGAGAUCCCUCCAGGCCCAACUGCAGCACCUAUAGCCACAAACCCCCAACAGCUAUCUUUUGCAUCCUCCUCCCCUAGUGUUACCACUCCUCACUCAGGACAUAGGCCCGCCACUCCUCCUGAUUUCGGAGUCAAGUGCCAGUCUCCUCCAUCUCCAAGUCAACCCCUUGCCUCAGCUCCAGUCACUCAGUUGCAGUCUUUCAACCAGCUCCAGGCUGUGUUCUCAGGAAGUGACGAUGCAUUUGCAACGGCGCUCAGUCUGAGCGAGGUGGACAGACGCCAUGAUGCAUGGCUGCCAUCUGAGGAGACUAGGAAGUCAUUGCUCCCCAUGGCCUCACAACAGUAUAGCCUAGCGUAUGCUGAGAGUAACAGACUCACCAUGCCCGGUCUUAAGUUUGACAACCUUCAGGAUGAUGCUGUAAAAGAUUUAAUGCUUCGAUUCUUGGGCGAGCAAGCGGCUAUGAAACGACAAGUUCUCACUGCCAACUCUGUGGAACAGUCCUUCCUGGGUCUCAAACAGCUCAUUAGUAGUAAGAACUGGCGAGCAGCAGUUGAUCUGACAGGCCGUCUUUUGACAGCUCAUGGCCAGGGAUAUGGAAAAGCUGGACAGCCGACUUCCCAUACCACUCACUCACUGCAGCUUUGGUUCGUACGUUUGGCCCUUCUGACCAAGCUUAACCUCUUUCAAAAUGCUGAGCUGGAAUUUGAGCCUUUUGGUGACCUGGAUCAACCAGACCUCUUUUAUGAGUACUAUCCCACUGUAUAUCCUGGGAGAAGAGGCUCCAUGGUGCCAUUCUCCAUGCGGUUACUGCAUGCUGAGCUUCCCCAGCACCUGACUAAGCCCCAGGAGGCUCUGGACCGCCUGCACAAUCUCAAAACUGUCUGCCUCACAAUCAUGGAGAACUUGGAGAAAGGCUUGGCUGAGGAUGGCAGCAUCAUCACACUAACAGAGGAGAAUCGGCAAGAAUCUCUGAAGCUGUGGAAAUCUCGUCUCAGUCGAGUCCUCUACUCCAUGGCCAACUGUCUGCUGGUGAUGAAGGACUAUGUUCUGGCUGUUGAAAUCUAUCAGUCCAUCAUCCAGUAUGAACCCCAGCAGAGAGCGCAGCUGCUCAGUGGCAUAGGACGCAUCUUUUUGCAGAUUGGAGACAUUAAAACAGCUGAGAUGUAUUUCUCCAAUGUGGAGGAAACAUCCCAGAUGACAGACAAAGAGCCGUGCCUCACAACUUGUGUCUUGAUGAACAGGGCAUUUGUCUACCUCAGUCAGAACAACUAUGCUGAAGCACAUGGAUCCUUCAUGGAAGUUUUAAAGAUGGAUCCAAAAAAUCCAGUUGCCAACAACAACGCAGCAGUGUGCUUGCUCUACCUGGGCCGUCUCAAGGAAUCCCUGGGCAAGCUCGAAGGCCUGGUGCAGCAAGACCCAGCCCUCUACCUCCACGAGAGCGUUCUCUUCAACCUAACCACUAUGUAUGAACUGGAAUCUUCCCGCAGCACCCAAAAGAAGCAGGCGCUCUUGGAGGCUGUUGCUUGCCGUGAAGGAGACAGCUUCAAUACUCAGUGCCUCAAACUGGUUUGAAAAACUUGAGGAUGGGUGAAACCGCACAUGAUCUACUGUACAAGCAACCCACCACCACCCUCCUAAUGUGGGUCUUGAAGAAGAGAGAGAUGACCGUUAAGUGCUUGGAUUGGUUUUUCAAAGGCAUUUUCAAAAUAUUGACGCCAUUAGUUUUCUUCUACCAAAAAUAAGAGGCUAAACGCCAUCUGUAGACAUUAAAGUUAAGGAAUGCUUUGAUAAUUGGGAAAUGCAUAAUGCACAAUAUUUGACAUUUUGUUUUUGAUUUUGGGUACACUAUUAUAAAGUACUUCUUAAAACCUUGACUAUUCAAACAAUUUUUUUCCUGAUGACACAUUUAGUUAAACUCUGGCAAAUUAAGAUUGAUUGAAAAUUUCAGAAAUAGUAUAAUUAAAACACUUCCGUUCUUAUUACAUAAGGCCAGACAUUAAAGACACACUUAAACUCCACUGUAUGUUGACAUUUUGACUGUUGAAGUUGUAGUGCAGAAGUGUCUUGGUAUGUUCCUGUACUCAAGAUCAUAAAGUACAAAAAUGUUAUGUUGGCAUAUGUCAACGGGCUUUGAUGCAAAGCCCACUGCCUCAAAGAUGGUAUUUAAUUAUAUGAAUACAGUGUUGGUCUACUUUUUGCAGCUGCUGUAACAGCAUCCACUCUUGUGGGAAAGUUUUUAACAAGGUUUAGGAGUGAGUUUAUUGGAAUUUUUGGUCAUUCUUCCAGGAGCGUAUAUGUGAGGACACACACUCAAGUUGGACGAGAAGGCCUGGCUCACUGUCAAUUCAAAAACAACCCAAAGGUGUUCUAUCAGAUUGUGUCCAGGACAGUCAAGUACAUCCAUACCAAAUUCUUUGAUUCUUGUGUCCAGAGACAUGUUGGAACAGGAAGGGGUAAUACCCAAACUGUUUGACUGUCCCAACAUCUCAUUGUAUGCUAAAGCAUUCAGUUCCUUUCACUGGAUCUCACGAGCUAAUAUGUUGUACAGUCCCAAUUUUGUGGAAAAUUUGGAGAUGGUGGCUUUCUGUUGCAACUUGCAUCAUUACACAAAUCAAGGUUCAUAAAGAUCCAGAUGACAAUUUGAUCUCGAUGAACAUUACUGGCCUGUACAAUCCUGACCUCAACCCUGUAGAACAUUUGUGCGUAUGUGUGUUUUUAUUUUGUAUACAGUUCCCUCCAAAUGUAAUGGAAUGGCAAGGUCAAUUCCUGUUUUUGUUGUAUUUUGAAGGCAUUUGUGUUUCAGAUCAAAAGAUGAAUAUGAGACAACAGUUUAAAAUUCCAGCUUUUAUUUCAUGGUAUCUAGUUCAAGAUACUGUACGUUUAACAGCUCACAACAAAACACCUUUUUUUAAAAAAAAUUUAAAGCCAUCAACUUUUUAACUGACCUUAAGUAUGGGAACAAACAUUAUUAAGAAAACAAAGUGACUCACAUUCACUAUUUCGUGGAAUAACCCUUACUUCCAAUAACUGCAUCAAGGUGCCGACUCAUUGACUUCACUGGAUUGUUGCAUUCUUAAUCUGAAAUGUUUUUACGGCCCUUUAUGCACCCUCUUUCUUUCCACCUUACCCCCCAAUAUUCCUAUUGGGUUAAGGCGCGGUUAUUGACUUGGCCAGUGUAAGACCUUUGACUUUGUCCCCUGAUGAAGUCCUUUGCUGGGGCAGUGUGUUUUGGGUCAUUUUCUGGUUGCAUGAUGAAGGUUCCCCUGAUUAGUUUGGAUGCUUUAUUUAUUUAUUUUUUUUUUGUGAAUUGCCAGGAAAAUUAUUUUGUCCAGGUAUACUUGUAUGCAAAAAAAAAAAAAAAAGAAUAUCGAUGGUAAGUUCUUUUAUUUCAAUAAUUUGUUUCAAAAAAUGAGAUAUAUGCUAUAAUAGUUCACUACACACAAUGUGAACAUUUUCAAGCCUUUGUAUGUUUGGAUGAUUGUGGCCGAAAGAGAAAAAAAAUCAAAAUCCAUAUUUAGCAAAAUUGGAAUAUCAUGAAAAAGUUUAACAUUGUAAGUUCCCUGUGUCCCAGUCUUGUCAGCUAAAUAACGCAAAACAUCUGCAGUUUUUCUUCAGCCUUUAAAUGGUCUCACUCUGGCUUGGUAGGCUUCAGAAUAAUGGGGAGAAAAUGUCCAUAUAUGUCUGAGUACAUUACCAAAAUGUUAAGAAAAAGGGAGAGACGUGGCCAGAAAAGUUACAAGGGAUGACUGCAGCUUUGAGACAAUUGUCAAGCAUUGGUGAUUCAGAAAUCUGGAAGAACUUCACAAAGAGAUAAGGACUGAGGUUGAUUUCUCAAGAACCACCACAUACAGACGUCUUUGACUUGGGCCACUGCUGUAGAAUUCCAUGUGUCAAGCCACUCAACAAAAAAUAUCAGAAGGGGUCUGAGGAAAAAGUACUGAAAUGUUGGCCAGUGGUCCCUAGUCCUCUUUGCAGAUGAAAUUACAUUUCGCAUUUCAUUUGGAAAUCAAGGUCCCAUAGUCUGGAAGAAAGCUGGACACGUACAGAAGUCUAGUGUGGAGUUUCCACAGUAAGAAAGAGUCUAGAGAACCAUGUCAUGACUGGAUGUAUGAUAUUAUUGUCUGGUAUCCAGUUCACAGUCUACACACAGCUCCCUGCUCUCAACGAGACAAUUUUAUUUUCCAUCAGGAUUUGGCACCUGCCCACAAAGCCAAAACUACCAAUACCUGGUUUAAUAGCCAUGAAAUAACUUGAUUGAUCAGCAAACUCACCUGACUUGACCCCACUGAAAAUUGAUGGCGUAUUGUCAAGAACAGAACAGAAGAACAACAGAAACCUCGAAAUGCAGAGGAUAUGAAGGCCAUUAUCAAAGCAACUUGGGCUACAAUAAGUGUGCAAAAGGCUGACCACCUCCAUGCCACACUGCUGUAAUUAAUGCAAAAGGAGGCCCAACAAAUCACCGCAGGCAUAUUUAAUACACUUUCCAGAAAGCCAACAUUUCUGUUUAAGAUCCUUUUUUUUGUUUUGUUUUGUUUUAUGAAAUACUGGAUGUUUAUUUUUUGUCUUUCUGCCAUAAUCAUCAAAUUAGGGACACACAAACACUUGAAAUAUUUCACUUUGUCUGGUGGAGUAAUUUACAAGUUUUACAUUUUUUUUAAUUUAUUGAAAUAAAUGGACUUUCCCUCAAUGUUCAAUUUUUUGGGCACAUACCUAUAUGACUUCAAAGUUCAUUCUGCUCCUUCCAUCAUGAGAUUCCAGAAGCAUUCACGCAAGUCCAACCCAUGACGUUACAGUACCCCCUGCCCCCCAAACAUGCUUCACAGAUGAGCAUGUGUGGUUUGGAUCAUAAGCAGUCUUUCUUUCACCAUGCUUUGGCCUUUCCAUCACUUUAGUAGAGGUUAAUCAUGGUCUCAUCACUCCAUAAAACUGUGAAAACUUCUGUGCUGCCGUACUUAUUUGCAAAAUCCAAUCUUCUGAUUUUUUUUUGCUGAUCGUGUGGUAUGACCUGUAUAUUUCCUCUCUCAAAGUCUUCUUUGAAGUUGAUUGUUCAGGACUCAAAUUCAAAUUCAUCCAGUCUUAUCCAUGUAUUUAUGGAUCUUCCUUUAUACACUAGUGCACAGUCACGUAACUUCAUAAAAACACCUUUGGGAUAAAUGAUCUUGUUGGCUAAGAGCCUGGCCUUCUUGCCCAACACUACUGUGUGACCUCACAAAUGCUUUUCAGUAGAAUUAAAGCUGUAAAAUAGAUUAAACUCCAUUGAUUAAGAAGGACAUGUCACUUCAGAUCAUAUGUCAGUCUAGCCAAGUGAGUGAAUAUCUUUGCAAUAGUGUGCAAUAUAGUGAUAUACCACCAGUUGGUGUUUUCGGUGUUGGGUAACAAAAUGGUUUCUGGGUGAUUCUGCUGGGUUCUACUCAAUUAGAUUCUAUCAAACCUGCAGGGUCACAUGGUGAGACGAGCUGAGGUUGAACAUAAACAUGAAAUUUUCCUCCAGCCAUUAUUUCAUACAAUUUGUGUGACAAGGGCAUUAUACUGAGACUUAUUAUGCUUAAAGUCCAUUAGGCAUGCACUGCAUGGGUCCUUUUUAAAACUUCUCCAGUCAGAAAACACAGAUAAAACUAUACUGGAUAAACUCUCUAAUGCCACUCAAAUUAAGUUUCUCUUGUUGAGGUCUAUUAACUCAUACAAUAUACAUAAACUACUGUGAUUUUAUUGUAAUUUCCUGCGUGUGCAAGUACUGGUAUAUACUGUACAUUGUGAAUAUUGUGUGUGUGUGUAUGAAAAUACAAUGGUUAUUUUUCAAAAAUAAAUAAUUGGCAUAAUUGUGUUCUUAAAAGCAUUCAAUAUCACUGUUUUUGUAUAGUAGUCAUCAUUAUGAAUGUUCUUAAUAAAAGCAGUUACUUUAAACUGCAUAAGGAAACUCUAUACCCUACUUUCUUUGUCGAGAGUGACAUUUUAUUGUCAUGAGGGGUGGGUGUCAUGUUGCAUGAAUUUCUUAUUAUGCUGCUGGAUUUAUA
Messenger RNA from Syngnathoides biaculeatus (alligator pipefish), 7012 nucleotides. It is a transcript of the gene trappc12, whose product is annotated as trafficking protein particle complex subunit 12. The transcript has 12 exons. Gene Ontology annotation, molecular function: protein binding. The coding region runs from base 156 to 2570 and encodes 804 amino acids. Gene Ontology annotation, cellular component: TRAPP complex; Golgi apparatus. The record is from RefSeq and is a predicted model, not a curated record. NCBI's taxonomy places the organism in Eukaryota, Metazoa, Chordata, Actinopteri, Syngnathiformes, Syngnathidae.